Lathyrus sativus (Indian pea) is the source of this 2358-nucleotide messenger RNA. The record is from the annotation of a GenBank genome assembly. NCBI's taxonomy places the organism in Eukaryota, Viridiplantae, Streptophyta, Magnoliopsida, Fabales, Fabaceae.
AUGAACAACAUCAUUUCCACAACAUGUUUCUUCCUUCUCCUUCUUCCAUUAGCCUCAUGCACCAAAAACAACAAACAGAUUUACCUUGUUGAAUUUGGAGAAAACACUAAUGAAGAUAGAACACUGCAUGAAAUAGAGAAUACACAUCACUCUUAUUUGCUUUUGGUGAAAGAAACUGAGGAAGACGCUAAAACUUCACAUCUUUAUAGCUACAAGCACACUUUCAAUGGCUUUGCAGCAUUACUUACACCAAAUGAAGCCAAUAAUCUCUCAGGAAUGGAAGGAGUGGUGUCUGUGAGAAAAAGUGAGACAAAGAUGUACUCAUUGCAUACCACAAGGUCAUGGAAGUUUGUAGGGUUAGAUAGGUCAUUUGAUCCCUUUGAAGAAAAAUCCAAUGAAACAAAUGGAGAAUUAUUGGCCAAAGGAAAAUAUGGACAAGAUAUUAUAGUAGGAAUGAUUGAUAAUGGUGUAUGGCCAGACUCAAAGAGCUUCAGUGAUGAAGGAAUGGGUCCUGUUCCACAAAAAUGGAAAGGAGUGUGCCAAAAUGGAACUGAAUUUGAUUCAUCUAAUUGCAAUAGAAAGAUAAUUGGAGCAAGGUACUACUUGCAAGGUUAUGAAAGUAUCUAUGGUCCUUUAAACGAAACAGACGAUUACAAAUCAGCUCGCGACAAAGACGGCCACGGAACACACACGUCAUCAAUAGUAGCAGGGCGAGCGGUUUCAAAUGCGUCAGCACUUGGAGGCUUCGCCCGUGGCACAGCCAUUGGCGGAGCCCCAUUAGCUCGCCUUGCAAUAUACAAAGCAUGUUGGGCGAUAAAAGGAAAGCCGAAAAACGAAGGAAACGUUUGCACGAACGUCGAUAUGCUUAAAGCUAUAGACGAUGCAAUUGAGGAUGGUGUUGAUGUUAUAAGUAUAUCGAUCGGGUUUCCUGAGCCAAUUAAAUAUGAUGAUGAUGUUAUUGCUAAGAGUUCUUUACAAGCUGUAAGGAAAAACAUUGUUGUUGUUUGUAGUGCUGGAAAUGCUGGUCCUGGUCCUCGUAGUUUGUCGAAUCCUGCUCCUUGGAUUAUUACUGUUGGCGCGAGUACCGUUGAUCGUUCCUUUGUUGCUCCUAUUAAGCUUAGCAAUGGCACAAUCAUUGAGGGUAGAUCAAUUACUCCACUCCAUAAAGAAAACAUCUUCCGUCCAUUAGUUCUAGCUAGUGAAGUUGAAUAUGGAGGCAUAACAAGUGCAAAUUCUUCAGGGUAUUGUCUAGAGAAUACUCUUGAUCCUAUCAAAGUAAAAGGGAAGAUAGUUUUGUGUAUGAGAGGAAUAGGUGGAAGAUUGAAAAAAGGGUUGGAAGUUGAAAGAGCUGGUGGUUUUGGUUUCAUACUUGGGAACAAUAAAGCUUAUGCAAAUGAUUUAGCUUCUGAUCUUCAUUUCAUUCCAGCCACUGCAGUUACCUAUGAGGAUACCUUAAAGCUUGUUCAAUAUAUUAAUUCUACCGUUAAUCCAAUGGCACAGCUUUUGCCUGGAACAACUGUGUUAGAUGCCAAACCAGCACCCUCUAUGGCCUUGUUCUCUAGUAGAGGUCCUAAUAUAAUUGACCCUAAUAUUCUAAAGCCUGACAUAACAGCUCCAGGAGUAGACAUAUUGGCAGCAUGGACAGGUGAAGAUGGACCUACAAGAAUGAACGAUCGCGAUAAACGAGUUGUUGAGUACAAUAUCUUUUCAGGAACAUCAAUGUCUUGUCCUCAUGUUUCUGCUGCAUCUGUUCUUCUCAAAGCCAUGCACCCUACUUGGAGUCCUGCGGCUAUAAGGUCUGCCCUAAUGACUUCAGCAAAAACAACAGACAAUACAGGAAACACAAUAACAGAUGAAACAGGAAACCCUACAACACCAUUUGCAAUGGGUUCUGGUCACUUCAACCCUAAAAAAGCAUCAAAUCCAGGACUCAUUUACGACGCAUCCUUCACUGAUUACCUUCUUUACCUUUGUAAUCUCAAAUUAACACAAAACAUAAGCAUCACAUACACCUGUCCAAAUCCAUUACCUCAACCAUUUGAUCUCAAUUAUCCAUCAAUACAAAUCCAUAAACUCAAUCACACUAAGACUAUAACAAGAACAGUGACCAAUGUUGGUGGAAGCAAAAGUGUUUACAAGUUUAUUUCUAAGGCACCAAAGGAAUUUACCAUAAAAGCCACUCCAAGUGUUUUGAGAUUUACACAUGUUGGACAGAAAAGGAAUUUUGUCAUCACAGUGACUGAAAAUAGAGAUGAGUUACUAAGUGAAAGUGAUUCUGAGAAGUACUUUUUUGGAUGGUAUAGUUGGACUGACAAAUAUCAUGUUGUGAAUAGUCCAGUGGCAGUGUCUUUUCAAUAA